This is a messenger RNA of Cylas formicarius (sweet potato weevil), 1841 nucleotides long. Its product is annotated as protein C12orf4 homolog. Gene Ontology annotation, cellular component: cytoplasm. NCBI's taxonomy places the organism in Eukaryota, Metazoa, Arthropoda, Insecta, Coleoptera, Brentidae. The transcript has 8 exons. The record is from RefSeq and is a predicted model, not a curated record. The coding region runs from base 122 to 1738 and encodes 538 amino acids.
UUUGUCCUUAUUGUUCCAUUUCUCCCACUGGAUUGGGAAGAAGCGAAUCUAAAAGAAGAAGUGGGGUUAUGUCCUAUUCAUUUAAAGUGAAAAAAUCAGCAUUUGAGUUUACUCAAAUAAAAUGAGCCAAGUUACUAGUUCCUAUACGUAUUCAGAUGCUAUAUAUGGAUUCCAUCAUCCCAUAACUAUACCCUAUGAAAAUUCAAUACAAGAACUUGCACAGUAUUUGUUGAUAAAACAUGAUCUACCAAUAUACGCAAAAGAAGCUCUUGAAAUUAAUUUGAAAGAGUUUAUUGAAGAUAGAACUAAGGAAUAUUUUCAAAGAACCACGCAUGAACUCAUCAAUAAAGCCCGAAAUCAUGAAAUUAAUGUAGACGAUAUCAUAAAGGAUUGGGAAAAAGUUAUGAGAGAGGAAAUGGUAGAAUUUGGCGAAAAAAAAUGCGCCUCAGAUGAAGAGUUAUUUGCUAUCGCCUACCAUAAAUUAGUGCACUCACCCGCACUGGAAACAAUGUUGCAAUUAGAGCACAUGUAUUCUAAAACUGUGCGGGAAAAAACAGAAGAGAAAAACGCUUCGAUAAAAAAAUUAUCUGAAAAGCAAAGUCAAGAGAUGAACCAAGCAGUAGACAAAUUAGAAAAAGGCAUGACGGAAUCUAAAAUAAAUGACUUGGUUGCGAAACAUUAUGAAACCCAUUCCUUGCUUCAAGGUCGAUUGACAAGCGAACUGGACACUAUUAAAGAAGCCCAGCGACGCGAAUAUAGGGAAUGGAUAAUGCAAAUGGUUGAGCAAAACCAAGCAAUUUCGUCACUUCCCGCACCAAGGUAUUUAUCGCCGGAAUCGUUUUUUUUUUUUGUUCUAAAUUAUCUUUUAAGUUCUCCAUUGACACCACCAGCUUUUAACGCAUUUACAUCAAACACUCAUAAUAGGAAUAUGGAUAAUAUGAAUGCGGGAAUCUUGGAAGAAAGUUUUACCAUACACUUAGGUUCUCAGUUAAAACAAAUGCAUAACAUUCGAAUUUUAUCUGCUAAUGUGAUGGAUCUUUGCACUGUUCAGGAUGCGGAGGAAUUAUCUGAACCGACUCCCCAGAUAUUACAAACUGCUCUCGGUUUGUAUUCAAACGAUCUUUCGGGUUUAGUUUUAAUGACGGACAACAAAAUAGGGUCGCGUUUAACUCAAGAGUUUCAAGAAAUGUGUCAGAGAAGUACAGAAUUUCAUUUUCCUCAUAUCGACGAUCAACUAAACCACAUAUCAAACGAAGUGCAGCAGUAUUUAAAAAAAAACGGAGGGGAAACCAAUAGAAAUGCAAAUAGCGAACUUUUGCAACCUGGCGAUUUUUAUAUGACGAAACAUUCCAACUUGGCGCAAGUUCACGUAAUUUUUCACAUAGUUUCCGAUGAUAGUUUGCGAGGAAGCGAUAUAAACAGCAGACAUCCGGUUGUUUUGGGGUUGCGACACAUAUUAAAGACCGCAUGCUCUAAUGACGUCACUUCCCUCACGAUACCACUGCUUCUUCAAUACGAUAUGACCGAAGACAUGACUAUUUCUUGGUGCGAGAAACGCGCCGAGCUGGUUUUUAAAUGUGUUAAAGGCUUCAUGAUAGAAAUGGCGUCAUGGGGCGGGUCCGAUUUGAAAAACUUACAAUUCAUGUUGCCGCAAGGCAUUUCUCACGCCGUUUUUGCGUCACUUACCGAAAUGUUGCCUAGGAUAUUCAAGGAAAGCAACCCGAAAAUUCUAAAAUAGGAUGUUUAAAAUAAAAAAAACAAAUAUGUUCAUUUCCUUUAGGUAUACCCGAUAAUUAAUGUUAAGACGGAAUAAAACGUCGCUGCUUUUAAACUUGUUUUCU